This is a messenger RNA of Mercenaria mercenaria, 2339 nucleotides long. RefSeq names its product PR domain zinc finger protein 5-like. NCBI's taxonomy places the organism in Eukaryota, Metazoa, Mollusca, Bivalvia, Venerida, Veneridae. Gene Ontology annotation, molecular function: RNA polymerase II transcription regulatory region sequence-specific DNA binding; DNA-binding transcription factor activity, RNA polymerase II-specific. The coding region runs from base 120 to 2063 and encodes 647 amino acids. The transcript has 2 exons. Gene Ontology annotation, biological process: regulation of transcription by RNA polymerase II. The record is from RefSeq and is a predicted model, not a curated record. Gene Ontology annotation, cellular component: nucleus.
GUGAACUGACCGUAAAAUGUGCGAAAUACACAACUGAAGUCGUGCACGUCACAAGUAUUGCACCUCUGACUUUGGAUACACGUUUGGAGUCACGUCUAAAGAUAAUAGAAGAUACCGCAAUGCAAGAGUCAGUUAACGCUCCGCGUACUGACAUAAACGUCCAGAUCAGGGGAGGCUAUAAGAACGACAGCCGUGGACAGUGGGACACCAAAGGAGUGUCAUGGAAUUGCACCUGUGUUAACUGUGGUGAGCAGUUUUCAAACAGAAGAAAACUGAGAUAUCAUUACACAAAGUGUCCGUUCUAUGUCGAUUUUCAACAGGUCCCUGAAAAUGACGUCGCAGCAAAAGACUUUAAAUGUUCACGAUGCGGGAAGAAAUUUGUUGACAUGACUCGGUUGGCGUUUCAUAACGAAAAAUGUGGUUAUUACAUUCCUAUGCACCAGGUUGAUACAUGCGAUCAUACUGUUGUAACAGACACAGCAAAAACUGAUUCAGAGAUUGCUGAGACAAACGACAAUGUUAUCUUUAUCGGCGUGGAAGAUGAACCGGACAAUCAAGAAGCUGUAGUUGUUGAAACAGAAGAUCUCAAUUCUGAAAAGUGUGAGCAAAAUGAUGGACUUGAAAGGACUGAUUUUGCGACCCCAGAGAUUAAUGUGGAAGCUGAUAAUCCUUCCUCUGUAAACCACCCUGAAGAUAAUGACAACGCCGAUUCAGUUCAGAUUGAUAAACACGUAAGAGAAAGUGUCAGAAUUAGAACCGAAAUUAUGAAGGAACAGCUUCUGAAGACACACCAUCGGAAACGGAAGUAUGACAUCAUGUUAUCAACUUCCUCCGAUCAAUCGCAGAUGGUGCUGAAGAAGAUAAAGUCACAAGGAGAACAGAAAGUAUUGAACAAAUUACUGAUAGAUGACAUGCACCAGGAACAUAGGCAAAAUGUGUUCGAGAGAAUUUCGUCAGAUCAGAGAUCAUACAAAUGUCCAAAAUGUAGUGUUCGUUUCAAAUAUAAGCAUAAAUUUGACAUUCAUGUAAAAUUUGCCCAUGUACAAUCAAGAUCAUUAAUAACUGCAACAGACCUUAAAUCUACAAAGAAAGUUUCAGAAAAUAAGUGUAGUGCAACUGGCUUUGCUGAAUCAAACGAGGCAACAGAUGGCAGUUCUGUUUUAAAUCAUUACAAUGAUGGAACGGUGAAAAGUUCUUCGCCAAGUGAAAAUUCCAAAGUUAAACCAAGGACCGGUCACUAUCCGUGUGAUUUCUGCCAUUUGAGUUUUCGUUAUCUUUCUAGAUGUGAAAGGCACAUGAAGAGUGUUCACAAAGAACCGGAAGACCAAUUAAAAUUUGGGGACAUAUUUAGAUGUGUAGAAUGCCAAGAAAGAUUUCCAGAUAAGUACGCGCUGUUGAAACAUUACAAUCGUCAGCACAUGCGAAACGCAAAUAAUCCGACUGUCGCCGAGCAAACUAUCUAUGAGCAGUUUAACAGCAUAUUGAACGUGAAUGAUGUUAUGAAACAUUUAAGAAACAAUUUAACAUGUCUUCAAGAUAGAAAGGGCAUUGAAAAGGAUCAUGAUGAUGAGCCUCAUUUGAAGACGACUAAUCAUUUCCGAGACAGCAAUCGAUCAACCGGAAUACGGUCUAGCCAGUUCGAAGGAAAAAUAGAAUCGAAUGACGGCAACAUUAGUCAAAAAGACAAUCUAGAAAAUACUGCGUAUACAGGGACAUCGAAAUCAGAAACUGCUGCACGCAAAAGGACAUUCAGUGUCUACCAUUACUAUCCUAAGACAUGUGAAAAUAUGUUUACCGGAGACUAUAUUGAAAGAAAAGAGCCAUUUAACAAGAAAGACUUUCAGAAGGAUAAAAUCAGAAGCUAUUCACCAAUUAAUCAUAACUUUAAUGAUGAUGAUAAACCUUUAGACCUUUCUACGAAAAACUGUACUGAAAGCGAAUAUGAUACUCCUUGCGACACUCCAGAGAAAAUGACGUUUGUUGAUAAAAAGCCGUCGGAUUCUGAAAGAGCUUUACUUUUGGAAUAUUACAAAGACUUUUUGCAAGAAUACUGUUUAAAAUGAUCUUGAAUUUAGGUAUACGCACACCAGCCUUUGAAGAAGAGUUAUAAUUAUAUAUAGUUUUGCUUAGUCGGUAGACCUUUUAUGUACACGAUCAAGGUCACAUUAACCUUGAGAUUGAAAAUUAUUUCAGAAUACUUCAGCCCCAGUUUUCAAAUAUCGCAAGAUGAUCGCCUCUGGUAAGCAGAUGAUCCCUAUUGUUUUAGGAUCACUGAGCCAAAGGUCAAGGUCACUACAUUGAAACUGAAAAUGGUUUUCGCUGAAUAACUAAAACAUUUC